Periophthalmus magnuspinnatus is the source of this 1157-nucleotide messenger RNA. RefSeq names its product PI-PLC X domain-containing protein 1 (gene plcxd1.2). Bases 216 to 1157 code for a protein of 313 amino acids. The transcript has 6 exons. Gene Ontology annotation, biological process: lipid metabolic process. The record is from RefSeq and is a predicted model, not a curated record. Gene Ontology annotation, molecular function: phosphoric diester hydrolase activity. NCBI's taxonomy places the organism in Eukaryota, Metazoa, Chordata, Actinopteri, Gobiiformes, Gobiidae.
CGAAGAUUGAGAAGAGCAGUUACGUUUAUGCUGGACGUUAGUAACUUAUGUGUAGACCACUAUGGACUUCUCCACAACAACCAGGGAUAUUUAAAGCCUUUGUCGUUUGGAGAUGAUGGUUUGAUUACACUGAUAUUUAGUAUAUAAAGCUGCCUGGCUCUGUACGUGGGGUUUUUGGAGGAGUGACUGCAAAGGUCUGGCUGACCCCUAUCAGGAUGGACUGUGAGAACUGGAUGUCCGCUUUACCCGAGGAGCUAUGGGACGUCCCGCUCACACACUUGGCCAUACCUGGAAGCCAUGAUGCCAUGAGCUACUGUCUGGACAUCAACUCUCCUCUGGUCCAGUCUGAAUCAGACUGUUUCAGGGUCCUGGAUGCACUCUGCUGCUGCUUCACAAGACACGUCAUCUUCAAAUGGGCCACAACUCAGGACAAAAGCAUUGAGGACCAACUCUCUUUGGGCAUCCGAUACUUUGACCUGAGGAUUGCUCACAAACAAAACGACCCCAGUCCUGACCUAUAUUUCACCCAUGUACUGUAUACACACCUCACUGUCCUGGAAACUCUGAGGUCAGUUGCUGGAUGGCUUAAAUCUCACCCAAAUGAAGUGGUCAUUCUCGAAUGUAGCCAUUUCGAGGGGCUCAGUGAAGAACUGCAUGAAGCCUUUAUUUUUUCCAUUAAGAAAAUAUUUCAAUCCAAACUCUGCCCAAAAAAGGAGGCAGAUAUCUCUUUGAGGAAUCUUUGGACAUCUGGAUACCAAGUUAUUCUGUCCUAUGAAGACCAAAUCGCAGCAAGACACCCUGAGCUGUGGCCGGGCACCCCGUACUGGUGGGCCAAUAAGAAAACCGCAACAGAAGUCAUAAGCUACUUGGACUGGAAGAAAGAGCUAGGACGGCCAGAGGGUUUCUUUGUGUCUGGCCUAAACCUGACGGCUGACAGGUAUUACAUCACCACUCACAUGAGGGACUCGCUGCGCACCUUGACUCUGAAGAACUGGGAGUGCCUGAGGUCCUGGCUGGAAGAACAGGUUCCUGGAUCUCAGCACCAAAGUUUAAACAUAAUCGCUGGGGACUUUGUUGGCCCCAUCCCCCUCUGCCCAGUCAUUAUAAGGCUUAACAAAAAGCUACUCAGAAAAAACAACAAAAAUGGCAUUCACUAG